Molecule: messenger RNA, 1837 nt
Organism: Paralichthys olivaceus (Japanese flounder)
Lineage: Eukaryota; Metazoa; Chordata; Actinopteri; Pleuronectiformes; Paralichthyidae
Source: RefSeq, a predicted model, not a curated record
ACAGCAGAAGGCUUACCUGGCCACCCAGGGCCCACUGGCCGAGACCACCGAGGACUUCUGGAGGAUGCUGUGGGAGCACAACUCCACCAUCGUCGUCAUGCUCACCAAGCUACGAGAGAUGGGGCGGGAGAAGUGUCAUCAGUACUGGCCAGCAGAGCGUUCAGCCAGGUACCAGUACUUUGUGGUGGAUCCAAUGGCUGAGUACAACAUGCCACAGUACAUCCUCCGAGAGUUUAAAGUCACAGAUGCCAGGGACGGCCAGUCCAGAACAAUCCGCCAGUUCCAGUUCACUGACUGGCCCGAGCAAGGAGUGCCAAAAACCGGAGAGGGCUUCAUCGAUUUCAUCGGACAAGUUCACAAAACCAAGGAGCAGUUUGGACAAGACGGACCAAUCACUGUACACUGCAGUGCCGGGGUGGGCAGGACCGGAGUCUUCAUCACCCUCAGUAUCGUGCUGGAGAGGAUGAGGUACGAGGGCGUGGUCGACCUCUUCCAGACAGUGAAGACGCUUCGCACCCAGCGGCCUGCCAUGGUGCAGACAGAGGACCAGUACCAGUUGUGCUACAGGGCCGCGUUGGAGUACCUGGGGAGCUUUGACCACUAUGCAACGUAACCACUCCCUCCGAGCAGCCUCCCUGGUCAAACCUCUCAGGAGUGUGCCAAGUGUCCCAUCUCAGCCACCACCCUCUCACUUGACCCCGCCCCCCCAAACCCCUGAAAAAAAAAAAAAACGACCCCCCCGCAGCUACCGGAGGGGAGGAGAAUGGCACGUGCUUGCAGACCCAGUGACGGGUUUCAACCAAUCACAGAGAUUCGCGUCCACGACUUAACCAACCACGUGAAAUUUUUUGCUUUAAGAAUAACGGAAACAUCACAAUGACUCGGACGAACAGGACAACUCUUGUACAGAUGCGACAGAGCAGAGCGACGCCUCCGCCGCUCUGCUCUGUCGAAGCCAAACCUCCCUGAUUGUCAAAGGCUACUGGUAGCACUAAGAGAGCAUUCUCUCUGAUUUUCUUUUUGUUAGUCGACUUGUCAAUAUUAUUGAUUCAUUAUGUCAUUAUCUUAUUGUUUGGUAUACUUCUUUUUUCUGUGGAUGUUUUUAAUAAUCAUUUUAACAUCAGACAUUUCUUCUGUCUUAAACGGCCCAGCCUCGGGCGUGCAUUAUUUUCAUAAUCGGUACUUUUUUUAUUUUAUCUUAGGGUACUUUAGCACAAGGGACAUGUAUUUUUAACACGUUCCUAGAUACUAAUACAGGAGGACCACUGUUCUCUGAGCUGCUGUCAGAUUUAUUUUAUCAUAUCAUCGUUUUAUUCGUAUCAUGUGUCAUAUACGUUGUUUCAUGGUCUUAUUCAGUUCAACACAUCAAAAAGAAUUUGCCUUUUCACUUGCUGUUUCCGAUUUUAAAAAAAAUUAUCAGAGAAAAUUGACUUCCGAGCACAAACUUGAUAAAGGUGUCCUUCUGUAAACCUGGUAGCUAGCUAAAAAAAAAAAAACAAGUGAAUUGGCUAACGAGAGACUUAAUAAGAGGUGUACAGAAAUGGAAAGCACAUGAUUUCUAUGUUUUUUCUUUUUGGUUGUUGUUGUUGUUGUUGUUUGUUUUUCAUCAGAAGCCAAUGGCAUUGAGGCCUUCAUGCUCCACGCCGGAGAACUUACCCGAGGAAAACAGACUUUUAUACCCGAGGGGUAGUCGACAGAAAAAGAAAACUCCCUGAUCUCUGAACAUUAACGCUCUUCAAGUCCCUCCCUGUCUCCUCGCUGCCCAUUAGCCUGGACAGUUCGCUGGAGUCGAACCAACACACACACACACAUACACACACACACACACACACAAACA